Molecule: messenger RNA, 1617 nt
Organism: Tripterygium wilfordii
Lineage: Eukaryota; Viridiplantae; Streptophyta; Magnoliopsida; Celastrales; Celastraceae
Product: O-fucosyltransferase 19-like
Exons: 8
Coding region: 1-1617 (538 amino acids)
Cellular component (GO): cytoplasm
Source: RefSeq, a predicted model, not a curated record
AUGACGAGGAGACGUGUGCUCGAGUAUGGAGGAGGUAAAAUGGCGACAACAAUGCGGCUUCGUAGAAGAGUUGGCAAUAUGAGCCGAGGUUGUGGGUUCGGGAGCUUAUUAGGGCUAAUAUUUCUAUCAUUAAUGGCUAAAUUUGCGUUGUUUAGUAGUUUGAAGGAUGGUGGAGAGGGAUUGAUAACACAAAAACUGGUCUAUGAGUCUCAAGGAAUGGCAAACAAUGUUGUUAAUGGGGAAGGCGACGAAAUGAAGAAUCAUGUUGCACCACCCAAGUUGUUACCGACUCCUGAAAUCUGGAUGAAACCCAACAGUGAAAACUACUGUCAAUGCAUCAGCCGAUCUCGAAAUCAAAAAAGGAAUGAAACUGGUUCAAAUGGUUAUAUUCUUGUUCAUGCCAAUGGAGGAUUGAAUCAGAUGAGAACUGGGGUAUGCGAUAUGGUGGCAAUUGCAAAACUCAUGAACGCUGCACUGGUUUUUCCUUAUUUAGAUCACAAAUCUUUCUGGACUGAUACCAGUGAUUUUAAGGAUAUCUUCAAUCGAACACAUUUCAUAGAAACUUUGAAGGAUGAUAUCAACAUUGUGGAGUGUCUUCCUCCCCAAUUUGCAAGAAUAGCGCCCCACAAAAUGGCUCCAGUUUCUUAUUCAAAGCCUAAUUAUUACAGAGUAAAGAUGUCUGCAUUAUUAAGGAAGCGUAAAGUAAUCCAUUUUACGCUCUCUGAUUCGCGUCUGGCCAAUAACGGCCUUGCUGGCUCGAUUCAAAGGUUACGUUGUCGUGCAAUGUACGUAGGACUAAAAUACACAGAUGAAAUUACAGAGCUUGGAGAGAAGCUGGUUGAUCGGUUGAAGAAAGACGACAAGCCUUUUAUAGCUCUCCAUUUAAGAUAUGAAAAGGACAUGCUGUCCUUCACAGGGUGCAGCCACAAUCUCACUGAAGAGGAGGAUAAGGAGCUUGAGAGAUUAAGGUAUAGCGUAUCCCGUUGGAAGGAGAAAAUAAUCAAUGGUACAGCAAAAAGAGUUGAAGGGCUAUGCCCGAUGACCCCAAGAGAGGCUGCUGUGUUUCUUGAAGCCCUUGGUUAUCCUUCGGAUACGAAUAUUUAUAUAGUUGCAGGGAAAAUUUAUGGUGAGAAUGGGAUUAGGGGACUUACAGAUAAGUAUCCAAACGUAUUCUCUCAUUCGAAUUUAGCAACAGAAGAAGAAUUGAAGCCUUUUGAGAAACACUCGAACAAGCUUGCUGCAAUCGACAACAUUGUAGCGCUGGAGAGUGAUGUUUUUAUUUAUACAUAUGAUGGACACAUGGCUCAGGCAGUUCAGGGUCAUCGGAUAUUCGAAGGUUUCCGGAAAACAAUCAGACCUGACAUAUUGAACUUUGUCAGAUUGAUUGACAAGCUGGACCAUGGUUCGAUGUUGUGGGAUGAAUUUUCAUCGGAAGUUAGGAGGUUACAUGAGAAAAGGAUUGGAGCACCAUAUCACAGACAAGUUAGAGAUGUUCCGAGACACGAGGAAAGUUUCUACGCAAAUCCUUUCCCCGGUUGCAUCUGCGACAAGUCAAAAUCGGUCAGAAUGGAAAACGUGAUCAGAAUGGAAAAUGCGACUGAGCUUACGAUCGACUGA